CUGGGCUUUAAAGACUGAGCCGGCGCCCCCGCGUCCGAGACUACGGAUCCUAGAGACACUUUGUCCGUACGUGUGUGAAGUGCGCCUGCGCCAGCCGCGGCCACCGGAGGUUUUGAAAUAUGAAUCUUUCACUCUUUCUGACUGCCUUUUGCUUGGGCAUAGCCUCAGUUGCUCCAACAUUUGAGUCAAAUUUAGAAGCACAUUGGACCCAGUGGAAGUCAAAGCACCAGAGACUAUAUGGCGAGAAUGAAGAGGAUUGGAGGAGAGCAGUGUGGGAGAAGAAUAUGAAAAUAAUCGAAUUACACAAUCAGGAAUACAGCCUGGGGCAACACAGCUUCAAGUUGGGAAUGAAUGCCUUUGGUGACAUGACCAGUGAAGAAUUCAGGCAGGUGAUGAAUGGCUUUCAAAACAAGGAACACAAGAAGGGGGAAAUGUUCUCUGAAUCUCCCUCUGAGAUCCCCACAUCUGUGGAUUGGAGGGAUAAAGGCUAUGUGACUCCCGUGAAGAAUCAGGGUCACUGUGGUUCUUGUUGGGCUUUCAGUGCAGCCGGUUCCCUGGAAGGACAGAUGUUCCGGAAAACUGGCGUACUUGUUUCACUCAGUGAGCAGAACCUCGUGGACUGCUCACGGGCUGAGGGCAAUAGCGGCUGCAAUGGCGGUUUAAUGGACAAUGCUUUCCAGUACGUCCAGGACAACAAAGGCCUCGAUUCAGAGGAAUCCUAUCCAUAUGUUGGAAAGGACAUGAACUGUAGCUACAAGCCUGAGUAUUCUGCUGCCAACGACACUGGCUUCGUAGAGGUUGCUCCGCUAGAGAAGACACUUAUGGCGGCAGUGGCAGCUGUAGGUCCCAUCUCGGUUGCUAUUGAUGCAAGCCAUGAUUCCUUCCAGUUCUAUGAAUCAGGCAUUUAUUAUGAGCCAGACUGCAGCAGCAAAGACCUGGAUCACGGGGUCCUGGUGGUCGGCUAUGGCUUUGAAGAAACAGAUUCAGAUAACAAUAAAUAUUGGCUCGUCAAGAACAGCUGGGGUGAAAGCUGGGGCAUGGAGGGCUAUGUAAAGAUGGCCAGAGACCGGGAUAACCACUGUGGAAUUGCCACAAAAGCCAGCUAUCCCACUGUGUGACCAGGUGCGUGGUGAUAAUGAAGGACUCCAGGACGGCAUAUUGGAGGAAUUUCAUUUUAAAACUGACCAGCCCUCAUGUGGGAUUAAACACUUGAAUCAUUGAAGACCCAAGUUGGUGAUUUAAAUUCUGUGACAUUUUUACAAUGAUAAAGUGUUACCACUAUUUAAUUACUGCUUAAAGAGCUUUGUAAUAUAACUCAUUGCUUAGCAUUGCUUAAUGCUAAGACUUGAAUUUUCAUUUUUUUAAAAGGAUGUACAGUUUUACCUUUUUAAAUAAAACUUAAUUUCAUGAGUAGA
Messenger RNA from Choloepus didactylus (southern two-toed sloth), 1415 nucleotides. RefSeq names its product cathepsin L (gene CTSL). The record is from RefSeq and is a predicted model, not a curated record. The transcript is spliced from 8 exons. Gene Ontology annotation, molecular function: cysteine-type endopeptidase activity. NCBI's taxonomy places the organism in Eukaryota, Metazoa, Chordata, Mammalia, Pilosa, Megalonychidae. Bases 120 to 1118 code for a protein of 332 amino acids. Gene Ontology annotation, cellular component: lysosome. Gene Ontology annotation, biological process: immune response.